Molecule: messenger RNA, 2353 nt
Organism: Scomber scombrus (Atlantic mackerel)
Lineage: Eukaryota; Metazoa; Chordata; Actinopteri; Scombriformes; Scombridae
Gene: got1
Product: glutamic-oxaloacetic transaminase 1, soluble
Exons: 9
Coding region: 87-1319 (410 amino acids)
Biological process (GO): L-aspartate biosynthetic process
Cellular component (GO): cytosol
Molecular function (GO): L-aspartate:2-oxoglutarate transaminase activity; pyridoxal phosphate binding
Source: RefSeq, a predicted model, not a curated record
CAAAUCCAAGUUGAAGGUGAAAGUCCUCUUUCCUCACGUUAGCUGUCCCCUUUACUCGCUCGUCGUCGCUACAAACUGCUGCAACUAUGUCGGUGUUUAGUGAAGUUCCCCAAGCAGCGCCUGUGGCUGUCUUCAAGCUAUCCCAGGAUUUCAAUAACGACCAAUUUCCCCAGAAGGUGAACCUCGGAGUGGGAGCUUACCGGACAGAUGAAGGCCAGCCAUGGGUUUUACCAGUGGUGAAAAAGGUAGAAAAGAUCAUUGUUCAUGAUGAUAGACUGAACCACGAAUACCUGCCCAUCCUGGGCCUGCCUGACUUCAGAUCCUCAGCCUCCAAGAUCGCACUGGGAGAUGACAGCCCUGCUAUCCAGGAGAACAGGGUGGGGGCUGUUCAGUGCCUUGGUGGCACAGGUGCUUUGAAGAUGGGGGCAGAGUUCCUCAGACGUUUCUUCAAUGGAAACAACAACACCAAGACACCUGUCUAUGUGUCUGCACCUACCUGGGAAAAUCACAAUGCUGUAUUUGCCAAUGCGGGCUUUGAGGAUGUCCGUCCAUACAAGUACUGGGAUGCAGAGAAGAGGGGCCUUAAUUUGGCCGGUUUCCUUGGUGACUUGGAGAGUUGUCCAGAACACUCAAUCUUUGUCCUGCAUGCCUGUGCCCAUAAUCCAACUGGCACAGACCCCACACAGGAGCAAUGGAAGCAGAUUGCUGAAGUUAUGAUGAGGAGGAAGCUGUUUGUGUUCUUUGACUCGGCUUAUCAGGGAUUCGCCUCAGGCAGUCUGGAAAAAGAUGCCUGGGCGGUCCGCUACUUUGUCUCCAUGGGCUUUGAGAUGUUCUGUGCCCAGUCGUUCUCCAAGAACUUCGGCCUCUACAAUGAGCGCGUGGGCAACCUGACCAUUGUGGCUCGUGAUGCGGACAACCUGAAGCGAAUUCUGUCGCAGCUGGAGAUGAUUGUCAGGACAACCUGGUCUAACCCACCGUCACAGGGUGCUCGCAUUGUUGCUGUCACUCUUAACUCACCUGAGCUCUUCGCUGAAUGGAAGGCGAAUGUGAAGACCAUGGCUGACAGGGUCUUGUUGAUGAGGGCUCAGCUGAAAGCUAAGCUGCAGGAUCUGGGAACACCGGGGACCUGGGACCACAUCACAGAGCAGAUUGGCAUGUUCAGCUUCACAGGCCUCAACCCCAAACAAGUAGAAUAUAUGGUGAAGGAGAAACACGUCUACUUAAUGGCCAGCGGUCGUAUCAACAUGUGCGGUUUGACCACCAAGAACAUCGACUACGUGGCUGAGUCCAUUCAUGAUGCUGUCACUCAGGUCCAGUAGAAGACAGCACUUUAUUCACAGUUCUUCCUACCCGGCACUGAGCCAUCCUGAUCCCAGGGACAGUCUUUGUAUCCAGCAGAGUUUCUGGGGCAAAGACUCUUAAGCCCCCUGGCCUCCUUUUCCCUGCUUUAAUUUUUUUGUGCUAAGCCAGGCCAAACACAUCCUGGGCCUGUUUCUCUACUGAAAGCACAGAGCUGGUUAUAGAUAUUCUUAUCUCAUUUCCAUUAGACAGUAUAUAGAUGUUGGAAUUAUUCCUUUAUGUAAUUGUUUAUAAUUGGUCUCUGUUUUCUCCAUGUUGGUCUCUUACUUGUAGUUUGAACUUAAGAGUGUGACAUCACUUAUUUUUUAAAUGUCGCAUACUAUUAGUUCUAUGUUAUGUGUAAUUACUCAGACCUUUGAGAUGGUUAGUACAUCUGUGACUGUGUUACAAUUACCUCAGCAGUGCUGACUCUUAAAUCCUCCACUGUUUGUCAUACUUUUAUUAUUCAUCCAUUCCAAGUGUUGAUGAUACAUUUCCAUUUUUAAUUAUUCGUAUUAAAGGUUAAAGUAUUCACCUAUAUCAUGAAUGAAGUAGAAGUAUUAUAUCCUUUAUGCAAUGUGAAACAGAGUGUUCUCAGGAAGAUAUUUUCAACUUGAACUAUGUAAUUUAUUAAUGAUAAUGUCUUCUACCCACAGGGGUUAUGUAAAUUAAGUGUUUUUCUUUCAGUUUUUCGUUCUGUGAGCACAAACGUCACUGAACUGUCCUCACAGCUGUCGUGACUCCAGAGCAAUCUCAGAGUUUUCUGCUGCCAGCCGAAUCUUCUGAUGCCUCUGGUUCAGUCCGGCACCUGCCAAGUUAAUGUUGAGUUUGCACAGCGAUCGUCUGUUCAAAGCACUCGCGCACUAUUAUGUAAGACAGAGGCACAAACAUGCUAAUGAUCAACUAGUUUGCUAUCAUAUCACUGCACACACCAAUUUAGCUGUCUUACUGUGUAGCAAAUGAAUACAAGCUGAUGAGAUGAAUGAACUACUCUAAUAAAUAACUAUAAAUAGUA